Chondrus crispus (carragheen) is the source of this 2439-nucleotide messenger RNA. RefSeq lists its product as hypothetical. Gene Ontology annotation, biological process: transmembrane transport; chloride transport. The record is from RefSeq and is a predicted model, not a curated record. Gene Ontology annotation, cellular component: early endosome; membrane; Golgi apparatus. NCBI's taxonomy places the organism in Eukaryota, Rhodophyta, Florideophyceae, Gigartinales, Gigartinaceae. Gene Ontology annotation, molecular function: voltage-gated chloride channel activity. Bases 1 to 2439 code for a protein of 812 amino acids. The transcript has a single exon.
AUGGACGAGGAAGACGAAAUCCGCCCCCGCUUCUCGCUGCCCGCGUCGUCCAUGUAUGGUUCCAUCGAUGGGCUCCCCGCCUCCGAUCGCCCGGGCUCGUCCCGCGACCAUACCGUAUCGCCGGCUAACCCAAACAUCGCCGCCCCCAUGCUCUUUUCGCGAGAGUCGUUCCGCGACGCCUCCUUCGACGGCGGAUCCCUCUCAAUGCAGACGUCACGCGCGCCCAGCCGACAGGGCUCCAGGGGACAGUUCUCCAGGCUGCGCAUGCGCAAGGCCAGCCGCGAUACGUCGGCGGGCUUCGCCGGCGAUUACGUCAUCCAUGACUUCAUUAACGAGAAGACGCGCUCACACGUGCUCGAGCAUGAGCAGCAACGUAUGGCGCGCGGUCCGAUUGCCGAAUAUUUAUACACUGCUAAGAUUUAUUUCGUCCUCGUGUCGAUGGGCAUCGGCGCGGGACUCGUCGCCGCCAGCCUUGAUCUCUCGGUCGAGUGGCUGUCGGACAUCAAGUUUGGCUACUGUUCCGACGGAUGGUACUUGACGCGCGAAAUGUGCUGCCGCUUGGAUGAGGAGGGUCAGCGCUGCGGCUUCCGGGAAUGGUCUACCGCCCUCUCCUUCUUGCCCUUGAUAGGCUCUGCCACUUCGUUCUUGGCCUUUUUGGCCUACGCCUUACUGGCCCUCGCCUUUGGCGUCACCGCCGCCUAUCUCGUCAAGCGCUUCGCCCCGCAUGCCGCAGGGUCGGGCGUGCCGGAGAUCAAGACCGUGCUCAGUGGCGUCGUCAUCCGCGGUUACUUGAGCUCUUGGGCAUUCAUCAUCAAGGUCAUUGGCCUGGCGUUUUCCGUCGCGUCGGGCCUCAACCUCGGGAAGGAAGGCCCGUUUGUGCAUUUGGUCUCCGUCUUGGCCAACAUGGUCGCCACCUCGUUUGACGACUUUCGCGACAACUUUAACCUCAUGAUGGAGUUUGUUUGCGUGGGUACCGCUGCAGGUGUGUCAGUCGCUUUCAAUGCUCCUAUCGGUGGUGUGCUCUUCGCGUUUGAGGAGGCCGCAAGUUACUUUCCAAACCGCGUUUUGUGGCGCUCCUUCUUCGCCUCGGCAUUGGCUGAACUUACCCUCACCCUCAUGAAUCCUUUCUUCAACGGCAAGGCCGUCAUGUUUGAGGUCAACCACUCGUUGGAGUGGUUUUGGUUUGAGAUGAUUCCAUUUUUUUUCACUGGCGCUCUGGGUGGCAUUUUGGGCUCCAUUUUCAUCCAUUACAACGUUAAAUGGUCCAAGCUUCGCAUUCACGAUCCUUUUCUUAGACGGAGCCCCAUCAUUGAAGUCGCUGGUAUUGUCUUGGUCACAGUCAUGCUGCAGUACCCGAUCCCGUUUUUGCGCCUCACCAAUACGGAGAUUCUCGCCACAUUGUUCUCAGAAUGCAAUGAGAGCGGCACUCUAGGUGAGGGAGGCGAGUCGCUCAUGUGUGACUCGACUCGUAUUGACAAGCUGUUUUUCGUUUUGUUCUAUGCUGUCGGAGCCAAACUUUUAUUGACGAUUCUCACUUUUGGUGCCCGCCUGCCGGCUGGGCUAUUUAUCCCGUCGAUGACGAUAGGCGCUUGCGCUGGGAGGAUCAUUGGGACAAUCACAAAGAUGGUUGCUGCGGCGCAUCCGGAUUGGGCGAUUUUCUCUCAGUGCCGCUCCGCAUCAGUUUGCGUGCGACCAUCUAUUUAUGCGCUUGUGGGGGCUAGUUCUACUCUAGCAGGGGUGACUCAGGUGUCUGUUUCUUUGGUGGUGAUCAUGUUUGAGCUGACCGGAGGGUUAAGCCAUUUGCUGCCGACUAUGUUUGGGAUUCUUGCCGCGAAAAUGGUUUGUACAUUGAGUGGGUUGGAGGGCAUUUACGACAUGCACAUCAACAUCAAGCGAUAUCCGUUUCUCGAUUCAAAGCAUCAUGUCUCUCAUGAGGUGCCCGCACGAGUGAUUAUGCGGCCUCCACGGGUUGUGAUUCCUGAGAUGGGGGCAACAUUAGGGCACUUGCAACAGUUGCUACAUGACUAUCAAUACUACGGAUUCCCCAUAGUGCGACGGGAACAUGACAUGAUCCUAACUGGAAACAUCGUGCGGAAGGAGCUGAAAGCGGGGAUUGAAAAGGCGUUGCGGGAUCCGCGGGUAUCGUACGAAACGAUGGUGUCGUUCAAGGGGGAGUUUGACAUUACGGACAAAGAUUACAUCCAACGCAUCUCGGCAAACAACGAGAUUUUGCUCAAUUUUGCAGGCUUCCGUGAUAGAUACCUCAGCCAAGUGAGCCCGGAGACGCCGCUCUCCGACGUGUACGACUGCUUCUCCGCGCUGGGGCUGCGCAUGUGCUUUGUGACGCGCCACGGCGAGCUGCUCGGCCUCAUCUCCAAAAAGGAUGCCAUCGCGUACUGCGACGCCACGGGCGACAUCCCGCGCAAGUUUUUCCGCUAG